Molecule: messenger RNA, 1167 nt
Organism: Diaporthe amygdali
Lineage: Eukaryota; Fungi; Ascomycota; Sordariomycetes; Diaporthales; Diaporthaceae
Product: vegetative incompatibility protein 4
Exons: 2
Coding region: 1-1167 (388 amino acids)
Source: RefSeq, a predicted model, not a curated record
AUGCCGCACUUUGAAUCUGCCCCCAAGUACUCGGAAAAUGACCCGGCACAAACGGAUAAGCAAAAGACUGGCCCAGUCCCGCCAUACGAGGAAUUCCAAGUAAAGGCCCUUCAGAGGAGAGAUACUGACCUCAUAUUUUUUGACGAGGCAGUAAUAAAUGCCAUUGGAGAUGACGAGACCAUUGUGAACGCUGAGCGUUAUGGCAACUCGUCAUGGUCAGCAACCGGAAAGCUCACCACCAAGAGGGCAGAUGGCACACUACACGAGUACUUUCUCAAGAUCAUUAAGGGUGACCUUGCCGGUCCCCGCGUCCUCGGAGAGUUUGCUUGUAUGAAAGAGCUGGAAGGAGCAGUGCCAUCACUUGUGCCCCAGGCCAAAGCGGCGGGCAAAUGCCUUGAUUCAGAGGGUGCUUUCUUUCUCUGCGACUACCUCGAGAUUGACCACCGGCCCGCCAACCCUGAACAGCUGGGCAAGAAGAUUGCCGAGCUACAUCGGGCCAGUGAAUCGCCCACGGGCAAGUUCGGCUUCCACUUGACGCCCUACGACGGCAAGCUCCCCCUGGCCGCAGAGUGGGACAGCAACUGGACCUCCUUUUUCACCAAGCUGCUGUCGGGCGUCUACCAGCUCGACAAGAAGGUCAACGGCUCGUGGCCCGAGCUGGACGAUGCAAUGGAGCUGACACUAAAGACGGUCAUCCCGCGGCUGCUGAACCGGCUGACCGAGGACGGCCGCACAGUCAAGCCGUGCCUGAUCCACGGUGACCUGCAUGAGCAGAACAUUGGCACUGAGCUGCGGACGGGCAACAUUUACAUCUUCGACUCGUGUGCCUACUAUGCGCACCAUGAGAUGGCCAUGGGCAUGUGGCGCGUGGACCACCACCACAUGAAGGCCCGCGAGUACCGCCGCGAGUACUUCAAGAACUACCCGCCCGACGAGCCGCAGGAGGAGGCCGACGACAGGAACAGGCUGUAUGCUGUCAAGGAAGAGAUCAUGUACUCUGCGCACGUCCCUGGCACCAAGGCUCGCUCGCAGGCGCUGGAGGACCUCAAGUUCCUGAUCGAGAAGUAUGUCGACUACGAGGACUCCGAUGAGGAAGAGGACGAUGAGGACAGUGAUGCGGCCAGCUCUACGGACGAGAAGCAGCUCCUUGUUCCGUACUCGCUGUAG